Plenodomus lingam JN3 is the source of this 1503-nucleotide messenger RNA. RefSeq lists its product as uncharacterized. NCBI's taxonomy places the organism in Eukaryota, Fungi, Ascomycota, Dothideomycetes, Pleosporales, Leptosphaeriaceae. The record is from RefSeq and is a predicted model, not a curated record.
AUGACCAAGGAUCACCGAUGGUUCCACCGCCGUGCAGCCAGGGCCUCUCCCCGCGUUGUGACGGUCAAUGUCGAAGUGGUUGCGACUGUGGAUACCAAUGGACACACACUCGCACAAGAGACGAAACCACCACAUACACUCAGCCCCAGUCAACCUGCCAAUCAAGAUCCUGCCAAAGCAGUUGCCUCUGCUGCACCCGUGAUACCAGCCUCCGCACCGCCAGUAGACCCACCACCUCCCGUACCUUCACUACCCCCACAACUGCCUCCUUCGGCACUGCCAGUGCCCAAGCCUUCCCUUGAACCAGCCGUUCCAACCGUGGCCGCCCCGGCUUUGCCCUCUGUCCCGGCUGUCCCGCCAUUCCCUAGCAACUUGGUGGUUCCCAGCGUGGUUGCCUAUCCAUGGCCUUCAGGUAUUCCUGUUGCGCAAUCAGUAGGCAGCUCGAGUUCGGCCGCUGUCGUAUCAUCACCAAAUAGUGCCCCGCAGAGUAGCGGGGGGUCCUCUACCCCGAUUCCUGCCAUCAGCAGCCUGUCUUCCAACUCGACGUCAUCCUUGUCGAUUCCGUCCUCUGCCUUCUCCAUUUCUCCAUACCUUUCUUUGGACAGCCCAUCUGCAGCAUCCCGACCAUCUAGUACUCUAAUCCCGCUUUCGUCUAACAGUCCAUCCGCGUCGAGAUCGUCCAGCAAUGCCCCUUUUGAAAGCUCGGAGACCGUAUCGGAUACGGCAACAUCGACAUCCGCUGUAGGCGUUGGGGUCGGCGGUUUGGACACGCCUGCAGGUCCGACGGCUCCUUCUACUACGGCCACCACCACAGCUUCUACAGACACUGAAUCUGCCUCUGCACCCCUGGAGACGCCACAAGUGGUGGGUAGCGUGGUGGGCAGCCUCGCUGGCGCCGCUUUCAUCCUUGCUAUCAUACUGCUUCUCCUCCGGCGUCACAAACGCAAGAGGCAAGGUGCCUUGCAGCUCACUGGUGACGAUCAUCCUGCCGUGCAUGAACAGUCCAUGACGCAGGCGCCUACACGGAACAGCGCUGCACCCAUUGCUUUCCUGAAACGUUUUUCCGGCAUCUCGAGAUCUACCGCAGAGACAAGCUUGAGCGGCGGUGAACGGAGUUUCCAACGAGUAUCGGGUCGCAAGCUUCCAUCUGCGUUUAGUGAGGGCAUGACUUCAGAACAAUUCUCGAGGGGGGGAACAAUUUCUGGCUCCUCCUUCUAUCAGGACGAUCAUGGCAUCUACGGGGGUCCUGGUGGCAUAGCCAAGGAACUUGGGAAAGAAAUUGGAGACGCCCAUACGACUCGAGAAUCGGGCAAAAUGAACAUAAGACCCAGUCCAGCCAGGACGCCCGUUAUACGGCACCCUGAUGAGGACCCAUUCGCCGAUAAAACCUAUCUCAGUCCGCCACAGUCUCCCAAUCUGGGCUCUCCUGAUAGAGGCACUUUGGGCAGGAGUUUGCACUCUGCAGAUGGUUCGAGAAGCUCUCGAUUCACAGAGAAUGUUUAA